Messenger RNA from Zingiber officinale, 1117 nucleotides. RefSeq names its product proteasome assembly chaperone 3-like. The coding region runs from base 213 to 584 and encodes 123 amino acids. Gene Ontology annotation, biological process: proteasome assembly. The record is from RefSeq and is a predicted model, not a curated record. The transcript has 9 exons. Lineage: Eukaryota; Viridiplantae; Streptophyta; Magnoliopsida; Zingiberales; Zingiberaceae.
AACCCUAGAUGAAGCAAUUCCUUGCGACAGGCCGGUCUGCUGAUCAGCGAGCAACGAUCGCUGGUGACCAAGCUGCUCGAGAACACCCAUACGAUAACCCGACCUCUUCGCUUUGGGCUUCUCUAGCUGGGUCUUCGGUAUUGCUGUUCAUCAUCUGACAAAUUGCAGCAUCUUUUCGGUAUAGAUAUCCUCAGAGGCAAAUAGAGUGAAAGAUGUAUUCGUCCCAACCUACUCGAUUCCCUGUCACGCACAAGUCCGUUUCUUUGGAUAUCAAGGGGAAUAAAACGGACAUUGUUAUCUGUAAGUAUGAUGACAAAUUUCUGGUCAUAGUAACCCAGAUCGGAUGCAUGGGGACCAUAUUGCAUGCUAGGAAGGAGGGAAGUGUAUCCACUGAGCCAACUUUCAGUGUUUCUGUCAUUUUUGGUAAAAGAGAUGAGCCAUGGCUUCUUGCCUGCGGUCGCCAAUUGAUUGAACAUAUAAGUUUGCCUUGGUCAAGGACACAUUACAGCAAGAUAUAUACAGGAAUCGUAUUCAACAAUUUUGCUCUGGCUCUUCUAGGCCUUUGGUGCUAUCUCUCGGGCUGAAGGACCAUUCUCCGGAAACUCUGAAGGAACUCACUGUAGCAGUCAUCGAGAAUUGCCUUUGGUAAUCAUCUAUUGCUAUUUGUGGUUAGCUAUUUUGUAGGGAUUCAGGGUGGCACCCCUACUCGAUAUCCAGCAACCUGCGAGCCAAUGUAUGUGUGUAAAACUUUGGUGAAAAUACAAAUAUCAUUUGAAGAUCAUGAUUUAUGAUUUGUAGGAGGGAUGGACUUUAUUCUGAAACCCUUUCCAUACCAAAGUUUAUUCUGAAAGAAGUAUAUUUUCAGAAACUACUUUCGUAGGUAGCUUUGGUUUUUCUCAUGUUCAACUAAAUUGAACAAACAAAUACAACAUAUUAAUCAAAUUUCGAAUUUGAUUAAUAUGUUUUAACGUUCUGACAUUAUGGCAGAUAUUCAGGUGAGAUUUGAGUUGAAAAAUUCUUGCACUUGUCGUGAGAUCUUGUAUUUCUUUUCUCUGUCCUCUAAUGUACUUCUGAUCACUUCAUCAAAGAAUAUAACUCAAAGGUCUUUUUCUAUGCA